This is a messenger RNA of Volvox carteri f. nagariensis, 1222 nucleotides long. RefSeq lists its product as uncharacterized. Gene Ontology annotation, biological process: alkane catabolic process. The coding region runs from base 44 to 547 and encodes 167 amino acids. Gene Ontology annotation, molecular function: iron ion binding; electron transfer activity. The record is from RefSeq and is a predicted model, not a curated record. Lineage: Eukaryota; Viridiplantae; Chlorophyta; Chlorophyceae; Chlamydomonadales; Volvocaceae. Gene Ontology annotation, cellular component: chloroplast. The transcript is spliced from 2 exons.
CAAUUUUAUUUCAACUCACUUUGGGGCUAUUAUCCACGUAACCAUGCUUGCGCUUCGAUCAACCCAGCUGACGUGCCGCCCUGUGGCUCCACGCCCAGCGGUGACUGCAACUCCACGCCAUGUUGUUUCACGUGACAUUCGUCUGCGGUCCUCGCCUGAGACGGAUACGGAGUUUCUGACGGAGGCGGAGCGCAAGAAAGCUGAGGCUGACAAGCUUCGUGCUGCCGAGAAGUUUAUGGUCAUCGGGUCUGGUUCUGCGACGUGCAAAGGUUGUGGCUACGAGUAUAAACCCGAAAAAGGCGACCCCGAAUUUCCUGUGCCUCCCGGUGUGACCUUCCAAGCGCUGCCGGACGACUACGUAUGUCCGAUAUGUGGUGCCCCCAAGCUUAAGUUUGAGUCACGCGCUAAAGUCGUUGCCGGCUUUGCGGAGAACCAGAGGUACGGUCUUGGAGGCAACUCCAUGACUGAAAGCCAGAAGAGCUUGCUUAUUUACGGUGCUCUGGCCGUCUUUUUCGUCCUUUUCCUUGCCGGCUACGCCCUUGAUUAGGCUGUCGAUGACUGGCUGAGGGGAACGUAACAGCUUAUUUAGUUAUUAGUUGCCAUGCAUAGGGUGAAGUGGGAAGACAGGGGAAUGGAAUGAACGUGGGUACAUAUCUUUUUGAGAAACUCAGAGUGAUAAGGAUACCCGGAGCAGCGCAUCGCCAACAAGCUAUAUGGAGGGCUCCAGCAUGCCAAGGCGGUGGUUAAAAGCGGGUUAACCCUCUAUUCGAAAGCUUGUAUCGUUGGCACAGCACUGCAGAUAUAUCUGAGCGUUUGUCGUUACGGUUGGCGUACCAGGAGUUUUGUGUACCUGGGAAUGCCGUCACCCGAAUUUGUUUCUCACGGGUGUGUCAUGUACGGCAGUUUUGCAGCGCAAUUUUGGUCACUGACGUGUCGUUGUUUGCGGAUCGCAAGAUGAGAUUCUGAAAAGCGUCUACAAGUGAUUGGGGUAAACGUCGUGCCGUGCUAAUGUACCUUACAGAGAAUGGAGGACUUAUGUCCCCUGAAGAAACCCAACGUUGUGACGGCGGCGUAUUGGAUAUAUGCCGCAUUGGUAUUGGAUGCUUGUGGCAAUAUGUGAGAUUGCAUGGUCGAGAUUAGCCAAGACAUCGUGCAUUGAUUACCCCUUUUUCCAUAGUGCGGUUUAGGCCUUUUAUACGUGAUGUAACAUUUUUUCAUUUCC